AUGGCCGACGACGUGCCGAUUGCAGUGGAUGCGGAUUACUACGAAACCGAUAGUGCUUACAGCCCAGACGAUCGUGAUUGGCAAACGGGAGACACAACAUCGAUCGGAUCGUCGAUCUAUCAAGGCCUUAUUUUGAAUGGUCGGAGAUACCAAUCGCUCCGAGAAAAGGAGUAUAUUGUUCCAUCCGAUGAACUACAAUUCGAAACAUACGAAGCAGGGCAUAUCGUUGACUUAAUUUUGAACUAUCAUAAAGAAAAUGCACUCUUUCAAUCACCCGUAGGGAAGAAUCGAGAUGCUUCCCUGCAAAUCUUGGAUAUUGGAACUGGGAGAGGGACAUGGGCUAUAGACGUGGCAGAUAUGCUCCCUAAUAGUCACGUUCGCGGAGUUGAUCUUUACCCUCCACCCGUUGACUGGACACCCCCGAACUGUAUUUUUGAAGUCGACGAUAUUCUUCAAGAGUGGAUGUGGCGGGAAUCAUUCGAUUUAAUCCAUAUGGCUAAUAUGAUUGGAUCCUUCGAUUCCGGUGAAUGGGAGCGCGUUUAUCAACAGUGCUAUGACAAUUUACAACCCGGUGGAUGGUUCGAGCAAUUUGAAAUCGGACCGUUCGUAGAGAGUGACGACGGCACCUUGCCUCCAGAUAGCGCCCUUGCGUCGUGGGGCCCUAUGCUAAAAGCAUGCGGUGAGCGAGCCGGUCGCUCUUGUUCAAUCAUUUCCACGAUGUCAUCGAAUAUACGACGAACGGGAUUUGUCGAUGUGCAUGAGAGAGUAUACAAAUGGCCCAUCGGGCCAUGGCCUAAAGAUGAACGGAUUAAGGAGGCGGGAGUCAUGAAUUUCCAGCAUUGGAUGAGCGGUAUGGAAGGGUGGUGCAUGUGGUUACUCACAAAAUACGGUAGCCCCGAGCCAUGGACGACAGAAGAAGUUUAUGUCUUCUGCGCGAGGAUACGCAACGAGCUUCGACAAGGGAGAUAUCACUGUUACCACAAGGCACGGAGGGUCUGGGCGAGAAAACCGUUCCCCGGAGAAAUCAUUGGAAAUCCAGCCAAUUCACGGUCACCAACAGCCAUGUCUACCGAUUUCAUGGACCUGAGAGCUCAAUCGAACGUUAGCAGGUCGCGAUCUAAGACUGCUGGUAGCUCGCAAUGGCAUGGCAACAAAUCUAUUUCCAGAUCACCAAUGGCGAGAUACCGUGAAAGCCUGCGACCUUCUAGCAAGCAACCGAAUUCCAGCCCGCCAAGAUCACACCCUACUGAAAGCCCAGCACCGCGGGGUCAGGACGCACCACGAUACUCGGAACCACUUUCAGAUCAACAAACACCCCAACGUCUAGUACCACCAGAGAACCAGGGAGGAGUACGCCGAUCGGAACCUUUGAGAGAUCAAGAACCGCGGCUUUCAGAACCACUAUAUCAUCAGAAUCUACCCCGGGAUGAGGAGUUCCCACGACCCCACGCGCCCCUCCAGCCCCAAGAAAAAGACUCACUCCAAGGAGUAUCUUCGGAUCAACAACUACGACAGAAUCAAGAAUCAUCGAAGUCCCAGGGACCACCACAGGACCCCAAGCCGCCGUUUUCAAAUCCAUAA
Molecule: messenger RNA, 1581 nt
Organism: Penicillium angulare
Lineage: Eukaryota; Fungi; Ascomycota; Eurotiomycetes; Eurotiales; Aspergillaceae
Product: class I SAM-dependent methyltransferase
Exons: 9
Coding region: 1-1581 (526 amino acids)
Molecular function (GO): methyltransferase activity
Source: RefSeq, a predicted model, not a curated record